UUUUUUUUGACUGUAACAGUAUCUUCACUUUCAUAUAUCAGCAGUUACCCUCAUUCAUUUAUAAACAGAACGAAUAUGAAGGAAUUUAAGCUGGUUGUUUUGGGAUCAGGUGGGGUUGGCAAGUCCGCUUUGACAGUACAAUUUGUCCAAUCUAUUUUUGUAGAGAAAUAUGACCCCACGAUUGAGGACUCCUACCGUAAGCAAGUAGAAGUAGAUGGUCAACAGUGCAUGCUCGAGAUUUUGGAUACAGCGGGUACAGAACAAUUCACAGCCAUGCGUGAUCUGUACAUGAAGAGCGGUCAAGGUUUUAUUCUCGUCUACUCUAUCACUAGUCAAGUGACUUUGACUGACCUACAUGAAAUUAAAGAUCAAAUUAACAACGUGAAAGGCAACGAAGAUGUUCCUAUGGUUUUAGUAGGAAACAAAUGUGAUCUCGAAUCUGAGAGAAUGGUAUCUAGGGAGAAGGGAAUGUCUUUAUCUCAACAAUGGGGAGGAAAGCCUUUUUAUGAGACCUCAGCCCGAUUCAAGAUUAACGUAGAUGAGGUUUUUUACGAUGUAGUUAGACAGAUCAACAAACAAAAUCCUUCUAAAGAAAAGAAUAAGAAGAAGUUCAAAUGCCUCAUUUUGUAGAGUGUUGAGCUUAUAUAGUCAAAAAGUUAUUGUCGAUUUCCAGUUUACGUAACGUCGAAAAUCAUAUAUAUUUUUAUAUUUCUUCAGCUCUUCUAUUUAUUAUAUAUAUAUAUAUAUAUAUAUAUGAAUAUAUAUAUAUAUGUAUACACACUUAUUUAAUAUUUAGUUCGUUUGUGCAAAAUUCAGAGUAUU
Molecule: messenger RNA, 822 nt
Organism: Mycotypha africana
Lineage: Eukaryota; Fungi; Mucoromycota; Mucoromycetes; Mucorales; Mycotyphaceae
Product: small GTPase superfamily
Exons: 3
Coding region: 76-630 (184 amino acids)
Biological process (GO): signal transduction
Cellular component (GO): plasma membrane
Molecular function (GO): GDP binding; GTPase activity; GTP binding
Source: RefSeq, a predicted model, not a curated record